CGGAGCGUAAAAAUGCAGCUGAUGUGGAGGAUGGCCGGGCGGGCAUUGGACCAGCGCUGAACCCGGUGCUCCAUGAAGCGGGAUCAGACCGAGCCUUCGCGCCGACAGCCCGAGCAGGGACGGGAAUACGCGUUUUAAAGCGUAACAUGAAGAGGAAUGGCAGCCGAGGCUGCGUGACCCGGAAGACACGGUUUGGCUCUCGCGAGCGGGACUGGCUGAAGGGUGAUGCUCAGCGAGGCUGCGUGUGUCUCUACGGGGCUUCAGAGCCUCAGGCCCCUGCAUCGGGCCCCCAGACAACCUCCACCGCCCAGCCGGACCUGAAACUGGUCCUCUGCUCGACCAACACCACCAUUGAGGAGCUCUGUGCUCAAAGAGAUGUUCAGGGUCUCUACCUGCAGCUCCACGGAGACUUAAUCAGGAGGCUGGACCCCUCCGAGCGUCCUCUUCAAAUGGUCUAUGACUAUCUGACUGCCAUGGGUUAUGAAGACCCACUCCGAGUACAGCAGGAAGCUGCCAACUCAGACCUCAGCUGCAUGAUCCGAUUUUACAGUGAGAAACCAGUUAAUGCUGACCAGCAAGAGCGGACUCUUCUGAAGGGUGUGUUCAGUGUCCGGAAGGGGAAGACACAGCUCCAUAAAUGGGCAGAGCGGCAGGUCAUCCUGUGCGGGACUUGUCUUAUUGUGGCCUCUGUCAAGGACAGUCUGACCGGCAAGAUGCAUAUCCUGCCCCUGGUCGGGGGGAAGGUCGAGGAGGUGAAGAGGAGGCAGCACUGUCUGAUUUUUAGCUCCGCUGGCCCACAGGCCCAGACCUACUACGUUAAUUUUGACACGCUGGCCGACUACCAGCGCUGGCAUCGGCAAGCUUCUAAAGUGGUGUCUCAGAUGAUAAGUCUUGUGGAUUUAUCCUGCUACAGUCUGGAGGAAAUGCCAGAGUAUCUCUUCUACUGCCAGGAUGUCACGCACCUCAACCUACGCCACAACUUCAUGAGGCUGGAUGGCCCUGGAGGACUCAUCAACUUCAACAGAUUUGCACAGCUGAGGAGCUUAAAUCUUUCUCACAAUGGGCUGGGCGUGUUCCCGGAAUCAGUGUGUGAGAUCCAGACGUUGACGGAGCUCUAUCUCUCCUGCAACGGUCUCAGUGCCGUCCCUUCCCACAUUGGCAACCUUCAGAGUUUACAGACUCUGUUUCUGGAUGGAAAUCGGUUGGAUUCUCUACCGGAGGAGCUGGGCAGCCUCGUGCAGCUAUGCAGCUUGGGACUUUCUUUCAAUGAUUUCCCUCACAUACCCUGUGUGGUGGAGAAGCUCUGUGCUGUGGACAAGUUAACGAUGGCUGGGAACAGAGUGGAGACCCUGGAUCUGUGCAGCCUGCUUCAAAUGACUCACAUUAAGAGUAUUGAUUUACGGUUAAAUGGCCUCCGCUGUGUUAAAAGUGAAACUCUGGAGCCCUUAAAACAUCUCGCCCAACUGGACCUGAGAGACAACCAACUGACCUCUCUGGACUUGAGCUCUGCCUGCAAUCUGGAGACCCUGCAGUGUCAGAGAAACCAGCUUGGUGCCCUCACGCUCAGCGGCUUCACUCUACGCACGCUCCACUCCAAUAACAACCGUCUGACCACAGUGAACAUUUACCCUGUUCCCAGCCAACUAACACAUAUGGACCUAUCAAGGAAUCUCCUGGAAUACCUGCCGGACUGGGUGUGUGACAGCAGGAAGAUUGAGGUGUUGGACGUCUCCCGUAAUCUGCUGUCUGCUCUCCCAGCCAGACUACUUAGCAGUCUGAGUCUCCGUAAACUGCUGGCAGGCAACAAUAGAUUGGAGAGACUGCCUGACCUGCUCGACCACAUACCGCUGGAAACACUUGACCUGCAGCACAACAAGUUAAAAGAACUGCCAGAGAGCUUCUUCUACAAGGCCUUAAAUUUAAAGUAUCUGAAUGUGUCCGCCAAUGCACUGGAGACAAUCCCGCCAAGCAGCCAAUCAGAAGAGAGCCUCAGCACCCUGCAAGAGCUCUAUCUCACAGGAAAUAACCUGAAUGAAAACAGCGCUGCUCUACUGGUUGGGCACCAGCACCUGCGUGUCUUGCAUAUGGCUUAUAACCAACUGCUGUCCUUUCCCGCUAGCAAACUCAGUAAACUGGAGGUGUUGGAGGAAUUGAAUCUGAGUGGGAACAAGCUGAAAACGAUCCCCUCCACUGUGUCCAGCUGUAAGAGACUUCACACCCUCAUUGCCCACUCCAACCAUAUCAGUGUGUUCCCUGAGGUCCUCAGCCUGCCCGAGAUCAAGCUAGUGGAUGUGAGCUGUAAUGAACAGACAGAAAUCCUGUUGCCGGACUCUCUGCCCUCCACACUGCAAGAGCUGGACCUCACCGGCAACAGUAGCCUCAUACUGGAGCAUAAAACCCUCAACCUCUUCAGUAAUAUAAGUACUUUGAAGCUGGACCAGAAGCCAGCUGUGACCACAGGAGAUGCUCAGGGCUCGCCCCCCCUGUGGGAUCACGGCUAUGCUGAGAUGUGUGGUCAAAGAAACAAGUUGUGUGUGUCUGUGCUGGCUGUGGAUCGCUUCGGGGACAGUCAGGAGGCUGCUUACGGGAUUUUUGAUGGGGAUCGUAAUGAGGAAAUUUCCAGGCUUCUGCAGUGCACCAUGGGAGAUGUAUUGGCAGAGGAAAUACAGCACUCCGGUGUGGACAGUGUGUACAUGUGCAACACUUUCCUAACCUCUCAUAGGAAACUUGGUAUGGCAGGCCAGAAGCUCGGUGCUUCUGCUCUGCUCUGCUACAUCCAUCGUGAGUCCUCCGAACUGGGCAGCUACUUCAGCCUCACUGUGGCCAAUGUUGGUACCUGUCAGGCUGUGCUGUGUCGUAAUGGGCAACCUCUCGCCCUGUCAAAGGUUUUCAGCCUAGAACAGAGUGCUGAGGAGAUGGAGCGUAUCAAAAUGGCUAAAGCUAUCAUCACUGAGGACAACAAGGUGAGUGGGGUGACAUGCUGCUCGCGGUUACUUGGCUGUUCCUACCUUUUUCCUUGGGUGCUUCCCAAACCCUGGGUGCACACCAAGCCUCUGUGUUCCCAAGAUGAGUUCCUGAUCCUUGGAAACAAAGCACUCUUCCAGAAGGUCUCGUACCAGGAGGCAGUGAGCACUGUGCUUGCCGUCAGAGAACCCCGCGCUGCUGCCAAAAAGCUAUGCACGCUGGCGCAGAGCUAUGGGUGUCGGGAUAAUGUUGGAGCUGUAGUAGUAGCUUUGCAUAUUGGGGAAGACAGCUGUACGUGCGAGCCUUCUUUCUUGACCACAGAUACCCGAGGACCACCUGCUCUGACACCUUUACCAAUUUCUGUGUCCCCUGCUGAUCCAGCCACCCCGUCAUCCAGCUGUGGUAUUGCCUCAGAGUUGAACAGCGAGAUGUCGGCCUCGGAAGUGGGCAGCGAGGCUGGGUCCACGGCCUCGGAUGAGCACCCCUCUUCAGGGCCAAAUGCACGUCCAGAACGUCGUUGUAGUCUGCACCCUCUUACGUUGUGUAACACGGGGCCACUGACGAGCCUGGGGCCUGGGACUCACACAGCUCUCUUUCAACGGCAACCUUCCAGUGCCACCUUCUCUAGCAACCAGUCUGAUAAUGGGCUGGACAGUGAUGACGAGGCUCCCCUAGAGGGUGUCAUCUCAAACGGGAGUAAACUCGAAGUGGAGGUGGAUAUUCAUUGCUGUGCUUUCCAGCUGCGCUCUGGACCACCUGAAAGCCCUAAAGACCAGGACGGCCGUCAUGACUCUCGGGGAUCGGACUAUCCCAACAACAAAAUGCGCCGACAAAACAGUGUGGUGGUUUCGGCCACCAACGGUUGCUUGUUGGCGGUGUGUGGUCGAGAGAUCUCUGAUCUGAAGAAGUCCCCAUCCACCUCCAGCCUCUUUGGGAAAAAGCUCUCCAAUGGCUCCGUAGUUGCUCUGGAGGAAAGCCACAACAUCAUUGAAGUAGCACUCGAGGCACCCAAAAAGAAAUCAGGAUAUUUUGCUGCACCAGCACAGCAAGACCCGGAAGACCAGUUGAUUAUACCCCCUAGUCUGGAACAGGAUGUUAGAGAGCAGCUGAGAGGCCAGAGCCCUGUAGUUCCAGGGCCACCACCUGCUUCAACACCUCCCUCAGCAAGAGACCCAAACUGGGACCACCCUAACCCAGUCGUCUCUGGUCUCCAUCCCACCAUCAUCCUGAAACAGGACGUAUACGACACAGCUCUGUAG
Xyrauchen texanus (razorback sucker) is the source of this 4223-nucleotide messenger RNA. Its product is annotated as PH domain leucine-rich repeat-containing protein phosphatase 2-like. The coding region runs from base 147 to 4223 and encodes 1358 amino acids. NCBI's taxonomy places the organism in Eukaryota, Metazoa, Chordata, Actinopteri, Cypriniformes, Catostomidae. The transcript has 19 exons. The record is from RefSeq and is a predicted model, not a curated record. Gene Ontology annotation, molecular function: protein binding.